This is a messenger RNA of Syzygium oleosum, 1664 nucleotides long. RefSeq lists its product as uncharacterized. NCBI's taxonomy places the organism in Eukaryota, Viridiplantae, Streptophyta, Magnoliopsida, Myrtales, Myrtaceae. Gene Ontology annotation, cellular component: membrane. The transcript has 6 exons. The record is from RefSeq and is a predicted model, not a curated record. Bases 59 to 1297 code for a protein of 412 amino acids.
UUCCCCGUCCAGAAGUUCUUCUCGAGAGCGCGAGCGAGCGAGCGAGCGAGCGAGAGCGAUGUCGUGCCUGGCGUCGUGCUGCGCGGCGGCGACGUGCGGCCUGUGCUCGUCGGUGGCCGGCGGGAUCUCCAAGCGGUCGGCGAGGCUCGCCUACUGCGGCCUCUUCGGCCUCUCCCUCAUCGUCUCCUGGGUCCUCCGGGAAGUCGGCGCUCCCCUGCUCGAGAAAAUCUCCUGGAUUAAUACCGGUUCGCAUACGAAAGCAUGGUUCCAAGCACAAGCAGUUCUCCGGGUGAGCUUGGGGAAUUUCCUUUUCUUCGCGGUCCUCGCGCUCAUCAUGAUCGGGGUGAAAGACCAGAACGACAGGCGUGAUUCGUGGCACCACGGCGGAUGGAUUGCGAAGAUGAUUAUCUGGCUCUUGCUCGUCGUCCUCAUGUUUUUCCUGCCAAACGAGGUCAUCACGAUUUAUGAAACUAUAUCGAAAUUUGGAGCAGGACUGUUUCUGUUGGUUCAAGUAAUUAUCCUGCUAGACUUUACUCAUUCGUGGAAUGAUGCAUGGGUUGCAAAAGAUGAACAGAAAUGGUAUGUUGCUUUGCUGGUGAUAUCAGUUGGGUGCUAUAUUGCAGCCUACACUCUCUCUGGGAUUUUGUUCAUAUGGUUUAAUCCUUCUGGUGAGGACUGUGGCCUCAAUGUCUUCUUCCUUGUUAUGACAAUGAUCCUAGGCUUUGUAAAUGGAAUUGUUGCACUUCACCCUGCGGUAAAUGGCAGCCUCUUGCCUGCUUCGGUGGUAUCAGUUUAUUGCGCUUAUGUGUGCUACACUGCUCUCUCUUGUGAGCCGCGAAAUUAUGUUUGCAAUGGUCUACAUAAGUCCAAAGCAGUCUCCACCAGCACCCUCAUUCUUGGAAUGCUUACAACAGUUCUUUCUGUGUUAUAUUCCGCUUGCCGCGCUGGAUCAUCAACGACAUUCUUGUCCCCUCCGUCUUCCCCCAAGUCAGGCACAAAAAAGCCUCUUCUUGAAGGAGAUGAUGUCGAAGAAGGCAAAGAUAAGAAGGAUAAGAAGGAAGCAGAACCACAGCCAGUUACUUAUUCCUAUUCAUUCUUCCACCUGAUUUUUGCUCUGGCUAGUAUGUACUCAGCUAUGCUUCUUUCAGACUGGACCAGCUCUUCUGAUAGCUCGGAUCUGGUCGAUGUGGGUUGGACAUCUGUUUGGGUCCGCAUUUGUACGGAGUGGGUCACAUCUGGUCUCUACAUCUGGACCCUCGUGGCCCCGUUGAUUCUUCCUGAUCGCGAGUUCUUUUGAGUUUCCUGUUAUUGAAGUUUACUUGUGUAACUGGAAUUGGCUAAGCGAGAAGGAUCGAGGACCUUGGGGUGGAUUAGGACAGUAUUUAGCGACUUGAUGGAAGCCUAGAUCUGCCUGCUUUUGUUCUCUCUUUUAUUUGUAUCUGUAUCUUUUUCCAGUUUUACAGUCUUUCCCGCAAGAUUUGGUUCGCACCGAGUUAUCAUGUGGCGGAAACAGAACAAACAAAGGUAUAGUAGAUAUGUGGCUGAUUGUUGUACUUAUGAGGAGGAGAGGAUAUGACAUAAAUCUGCUCGAUGCUGAUGUAUGCGGGGUUCUAUUUCAAUUUCUCUUGAUCAGUUCAAUGUAAAUAUUCCCAAUAGUUUCCUGA